AUGAAUCCCAAAUCAGGGUUAGGGUUUCUUCUUCUACUGUUAUUCAGCUAUUCAAUCGAAUCAAAGUGCAGCAAAGGCUGCGAUUUGGCUCUAGCAUCCUACUAUGUUUGGCAAGGAGCAGAACUCUCGUUCAUUGCCCAAGUGAUGCAAUCAAGCAUCUUAAAAUCAUCGGAUUUCGACACCAUCCUCCUUUACAAUCCUCAAGUACCAAACAAAGACAGCCUCCAAGCUUUCAUCAGGAUUAACAUCCCGUUCCCUUGCGACUGCAUCAACGGUGAAUUCCUAGGCCACGUCUUCAACUACAACGUCAGAUCUAACGAUACCUAUGGUCAGGUCGCCAAUACAUACUAUGCCAAUUUGACCACGGUUUCGUCGUUGCUUCACUUCAAUAGCUACCCCGAGACUAAUAUACCGGAUAACGGAGUGCUUAAUGUGACUGUUAAUUGUUCGUGUGGGGAUAGCACAGUUUCUAAGGAUUACGGCUUGUUUAAUACAUACCCGCUCCGACCCGAUGAUAAUUUGGAGUCGAUUGCCAAUCAGGCCAAUGUUACGACGGACUUGCUGCAGCGGUAUAAUGUUGGUUUCGAUUUUAGUCGACGGAGUGGUGUGGUUUAUAUCCCAACCAAAGAUGCAGAUGGUAGCUACCGGCCCUUGAAGUCGAGCACAGGAAUAGCAGGUGGAGCUAUUGCUGGCAUAUCUUUAGCAGCAGUAGCUGUGGCACUGUUGUUGGCAGUUCUUAUAUUUGUGGGAUUUUACCGAAAGAAGAAGGAGAAGGAGGCAGAAUUGCUGUUGGCAUCUCAACAACUCUCUCCACGAAUUGUGCAUGCACCUGGAAGUAACUCUGAUAAACCUGUGGAUGCAACUGGGUCCCAAGGUCUUACAGGCAUAACUGUGGACAAAUCAGUGGAAUUCUCUUACGAAGAACUUGCCAAGGCCACCGAUGACUUUAGUCUGGCAAAUAAGAUUGGUGAAGGAGGCUUUGGGUCUGUAUACUAUGCAGAACUGAGAGGCGAGAAAGCUGCAAUCAAGAAGAUGGACAUGCAAGCAUCAAAAGAAUUUUUAGCUGAGCUCAAGGUUUUAACAAAUGUUCACCACCUGAACCUGGUCCGAUUAAUAGGAUAUUGUGUUGAGGGUUCUCUUUUCCUUGUAUACGAGUACAUUGAAAAUGGAAACUUAAGCCAGCAUUUGCGUGGCUCUGGAAAGGAUCCAAUGACAUGGUCUACAAGAGUGCAAAUUGCCCUUGAUUCAGCUAGAGGCCUUGAAUACAUCCACGAGCAUACUGUCCCUGUUUAUAUUCAUCGUGACAUUAAAUCGGCAAACAUAUUGAUAGACAAGAAAUUCAGAGGAAAGGUUGCAGAUUUUGGAUUAACAAAACUGACUGAGGUUGGAAGUGCAUCAAUCCCUACUCGUCUUGUGGGUACCUUUGGGUACAUGCCGCCAGAAUAUGCGCAAUAUGGUGAUGUUUCUCCAAAAGUAGAUGUUUACGCAUUUGGGGUUGUCCUCUAUGAACUUAUUUCUGCUAAGGAAGCUAUCGUCAGGACAGAUGGUUCUGGUGCUGAAUCAAGGGGCCUCGUUGCAUUGUUUGAAGAUGCUCUUAAUCAGCCUGAUCCUAGAGAAGACCUUCGGAAAUUAGUUGACCCAAGGCUUGGUGAAGACUAUCCUCUUGAUUCAGUUUGCAAGAUGGCCCAGCUUGCCAAGGCAUGCACUCAAGAGAAUCCUCAGUUGCGGCCGAGUAUGAGAUCUAUUGUGGUUGCCUUAAUGACUCUUUCAUCCGCGACAGAGGAUUGGGAUGUUGGCUCCUUCUAUGAAAAUCAAGCUCUUGUCAAUCUAAUGUCAGGAAGAUGA
Molecule: messenger RNA, 1845 nt
Organism: Dovyalis caffra
Lineage: Eukaryota; Viridiplantae; Streptophyta; Magnoliopsida; Malpighiales; Salicaceae
Source: the annotation of a GenBank genome assembly